Drosophila ananassae is the source of this 2569-nucleotide messenger RNA. RefSeq names its product glycine receptor subunit alpha-4 (gene HisCl1). The coding region runs from base 510 to 1790 and encodes 426 amino acids. The record is from RefSeq and is a predicted model, not a curated record. Gene Ontology annotation, cellular component: synapse; membrane; neuron projection. Gene Ontology annotation, molecular function: transmembrane signaling receptor activity; extracellular ligand-gated monoatomic ion channel activity; chloride channel activity. The transcript is spliced from 6 exons. Gene Ontology annotation, biological process: regulation of membrane potential; signal transduction; nervous system process. NCBI's taxonomy places the organism in Eukaryota, Metazoa, Arthropoda, Insecta, Diptera, Drosophilidae.
UGAAACGGUUAAAAUAAACAGUUUGUGAGUAGUGCAGUUGGCGCCCAUGUUCACAUUUGAAUUUCUGCUCAGCCAAAAAGAAAAAGUUCUUCAUAUUUCUUCGAUAUAUUUUCGCAAAUACUAAACAGAUAUUUAAAUUAAUGCCCUUGCCAGUCGGUACGCACAUUUCCUCUUCGACAUUCCGCUCGCCGGGGUCAGUUGUCAAUUUGAAAAGUCGUGUGACGAAUGCCAAUGAAAGCGAAUGAAACCUUAGAAAUUAAUUUAUCACACUUUGCUGCAAAGCAUCACAAUCGUCGCGAUAACUCUGUCGUAUGCUUAUUGGUUUUUACACGGCGACCAGUAAAAAAUAAUUCCCUCCGUUCUGCAUUUUACGAUAAUCCAAUCAAGUUCACCUCCUCAAUGCCCAAUGCCCGGCCAGAAAUGAGCAACCAGCUCAAAUGACAUGGACUGCAGAGCGAUGUGUCGUGGGCGAAUCGUAUUGAUAAAUCAAAAAGUAGUGUGUGUUCAUAAUGCAAAGCCUAACUAGGAAAUCGGUAGAGUAUAAAUUCCUGAUUGCCGUAGCAAUCUACCUGCAAGCGCUGGAGCAAUCGAUCCGGCCCUGCCACUGUGUUCAUGGUUUCAGAAACAAUACGGAGAGCGCCGAAUUAGUGUCCCACUACGAGUCGAGUCUCUCGCUUCCGGACAUCCUGCCAAUACCCUCAAAGACCUACGACAAGAACCGGGCGCCCAAACUACUGGGUCAGCCCACUGUCGUCUAUUUCCAUGUCACGGUGCUAUCGCUGGAUUCCAUUAACGAGGAGUCCAUGACCUAUGUGACGGAUAUAUUCCUAGCACAAAGCUGGCGGGAUCCUCGCCUGCGACUGCCCGAGAACAUGAGCGAGCAGUACCGCAUCCUCGACGUGGACUGGCUGCACAGCAUCUGGCGGCCGGACUGCUUCUUCAAGAAUGCCAAGAAGGUCACCUUCCACGAGAUGAGCAUCCCGAAUCACUAUCUCUGGUUGUAUCACGACAAAACACUGCUCUACAUGUCCAAGCUCACACUGGUGCUAUCGUGUGCCAUGAAGUUCGAGUCCUAUCCCCACGACACCCAAAUCUGUUCCAUGAUGAUUGAGAGUUUAUCCCAUACGGUGGAGGAUCUAGUUUUCAUUUGGAACAUGACCGAUCCGCUUGUGGUCAAUGCGGAGAUUGAGCUGCCGCAGUUGGAUAUAUCGAACAAUUACACAACCGAUUGUACCAUAGAGUACUCCACGGGAAACUUCACCUGCCUGGCAAUUGUGUUCAACCUGCGACGUCGCCUGGGCUACCAUCUGUUCCACACCUACAUCCCCUCGGCUCUGAUCGUGGUCAUGUCAUGGAUAUCGUUUUGGAUCAAGCCGGAGGCCAUACCGGCCCGUGUCACCUUGGGAGUGACUUCGCUGCUGACCCUUGCCACCCAGAACACCCAAUCGCAGCAGUCCCUGCCACCGGUCUCCUAUGUGAAGGCGAUAGAUGUCUGGAUGUCGUCCUGUUCGGUGUUCGUCUUUCUGUCGCUGAUGGAGUUCGCCGUGGUUAACAACUACAUGGGACCGGUGGCCACCAAGGCGAUGAAGGGAUACUCCGACGAGAACAUCAGCGAUCUGGACGAUCUGAAGGCCGCUCUGCAGCACCAUCGGGAGUCGAUAAUCGAGCCGCAGUACGAUACUUUCUGCCACGGACAUGCCACAGCCAUUUAUAUAGACAAGUUCUCGCGAUUUUUCUUCCCGUUCUCGUUCUUCAUACUCAACAUUGUCUACUGGACAACGUUCCUAUGAUGGCCAGGAUGGACGGGUCUAAGGAUAAGGAUAUCCUUUAAGGAUAAUAACAAUAGCAAUGAAAACCAAGGGCGCAUUUGUUUAAAUAUGUAUAUUAUCGUUUGUAAGCCACAAAUAAUUGCAUUAAACGUAUGUAUUAUAUUGAUUACCAUGUAGUGUGUAUAAAUAAAGGAAAGCGUGGAUUAAUAGGGUUUUAGUUUAAACUUUAAAGGAAGCAACCGAGAAAUGCAUUUUCAUUGCGCAACAAAGGUGGAAUAAUCUUUGGUACAUUUACUAUAAUCCUAUAUAGUUCUGUAUGCGUAAGGAUAUAUGUAUAUAUUUAUAUAUAUAUAUAUAUAUAUGUAUAUAAAAAAAAAUAUGUAUAUAAAAAGUUAGCGGGCGUGGCUUCAUCUCAUCUCAUCUCGCUUUCAUACAUAUUAUUGUUAAUUUAUCAUAUAGUCGGAUUUUGUUUGUUUUCAUAUAUAAUCACAUCGUUUUAUAGUUUCUUUACAUUCACAUUUACAGAGUGGAUUUCAUUCAUUAACUAACGUGUUUGCUUGUUGCUUGGCAUAAUUGUUGCUACAUCUAAGAUAAUGAUAGUGGUUGCUUGCUAUGAUUUCUCAAAUCAAAUCAACUAAGGAAACGCUAAGGUAUGCAAUAGGUUCUUUUUCUUUAGCUACGAUAUGAUACACAAAGCCACAGAUUCAUAUUAAUACAUAUUAGUAUAAAGAUACUGGUUUUUACUACAACAAAACUUUUUGGAUGGGGGAGGGGGCGUAUAGAAAAGUAUGGAAAGGAAA